Messenger RNA from Mollisia scopiformis, 2270 nucleotides. Its product is annotated as longevity assurance proteins LAG1/LAC1. NCBI's taxonomy places the organism in Eukaryota, Fungi, Ascomycota, Leotiomycetes, Helotiales, Mollisiaceae. The coding region runs from base 416 to 1894 and encodes 492 amino acids. The record is from RefSeq and is a predicted model, not a curated record. Gene Ontology annotation, molecular function: sphingosine N-acyltransferase activity. The transcript has 4 exons. Gene Ontology annotation, cellular component: membrane. Gene Ontology annotation, biological process: ceramide biosynthetic process.
AGGUUGACCUACCUGCCUGUGAGUGAAUGCCAAUGUCCAAAUCAUAUCAAUUGCAAUCAUCAACUAUUCACUUGACCUCCAUGUCUGCAUGCAACCUGUGACUCUAAUACCUGAUAUUAUUCAAUCUCAUCUCGUUCGCCGAUCAGGCCAUGUUCAGGUUGCGCAACGAGCGUCUUCAAACAUAAACCCGCGAGAUAAAACCUCCUCGGCCGGUACACCGCCUUUGCUCGAAAAGCAAAGUCAAAAGCUUCCACCUCUCAACACCAUACCUUCAUUCUAUUCUCCCUCGACCCUUAUACCCUAGAAUUCAUGCCCAAAUUAUUCUAAGUCUGUCGACGACCCGAAGGAGCCAUUUGCCCCUCCCAAUUGGGAUUUUUCACUCGCUACCGUCCACUACCAGCACCCUCAACGAACGAUGACCGACCCCUCUACCAAUGUCCCAAUUGAAAAGCUGGACAUUGAGACCCAGAUUGCCUCUGAAGAGAAGAUCCAAAAUGGACAAAUUGUCAAUAUUACAGAAGAGAAGCAGAAGCCGGCUGGGGCACCUUCUGCCAGAUAUCCUAUGCGCACAAUCCCCGUAAAGAGAAAAGCCAAGAAGAAAGAUGAAGGCCCUCUGGAGAUUGUCUGCGGAUGGAUCGUCGAACAUCAGAUUGGUCUCUCGGUCAAUCUUCUCAUGCUCCUAUCCUUGACACACCUAUGCUUCCCGCGAGCCCGCCGCCAUACCCGCAAAUUCUUCGAGCUAUCAUACUAUAAUCCGGAAUCCGGCCAGUACUGCGCUGGUUGGAACGAUGCCUGGAUGGUGUUCUACUGGAUUGUGAUUUUCACUGGUCUCCGCGCUGCGGUAAUGGACUAUUUAUUGACUCCCAUGGCAAAGCGUGGUGGAAUUCAAACAGUGAAGAAUCAAACCAGAUUUGCUGAGCAGGCUUGGCUCCUGAUUUACGUCUCCGUUUUUUGGACGUUAGGAGCAUAUAUUCUCGCCAAUUCCGAUUACUGGUACAACUUCAAGAAUCUCUGGACGAAUUGGCCAAACCGUGAGAUUCCAGGUCUGCGAAAGUGGUACAUUUUGGUUCAGUAUGCCUUCUGGCUCCAGCAAAUCUUCGUCAUACACAUCGAAGAGAGGAGGAAAGAUUACUGGCAAAUGUUCACUCACCACAUUGUUACAACCAUGUUGAUCUUCACAAGUUAUGGUUAUCAUCAAACGAAAGUUGCAAACUUGAUCCUCUGCAUAAUGGAUGUUGUCGAUCUCCUCCUUCCUCUCGCAAAAUGCCUGAAAUACCUCGGAUACGGAACCAUUUGUGAUGUCCUCUUUGGCCUCUUCCUAGUAACCUGGUUCGCAGCCCGUCAUGUCAUUUACUGCAUGAUCUGCUGGUCCGUCUAUGCCGAUAUCCCUGCUACCAUCGAUUACGGAUGCUAUCGUGGUAAAAACGGCGCCAUCGAGGGACCAUUUCCUCCUCCGGAUCGUUUUGGGCAUCUGUUUCAACCAUUCCGGGACCCUGAAGGCAUCGUGUGCUGGAAUAACAGCAUUAAAUGGGGCUUUCUUAGUGCGUUACUCUUCCUCCAGGGCAUCACUUUGAUGUGGUUCUCCAUGAUUGUGGGAGUGGCGGUGAAAGUCCUCCGAGGAGGCAAUGCGGACGAUGUUCGAAGCGACGAUGAAGGCGAUGACGAGGAAGAUGCGACUAACGACAAGAUGGAUUAUGAGCAAUUCGACGAAGCAGAGCUUCCGCCGUACGAAGAAGAAGUCGGGGUUGAGGCCAUCAACCUCAAGGGGCGGACUUCCAAUGCCAGCAAGACCCGUUAUAAGAAGAGUGCGAGCAGCGCCACCGGUGUCAGUUUACCAGGCCACAGCGAUCGAAAGGAGUUGUUAGGCAGAAUUGGAUGCGAUAAAGGCGUUUGAGAGAGGGGUAGGUGCAAGAGAGACCUGGCGUCCAUGGUUGUUGUGUGUGCAUGGAAUUUGUUUUCAGCAAAAAGUUUUGGGACAUCGCUCCCUUCAAUGGUCACGGAAUACAUACCCCUUCCUAGUCAUCGAUCAUCCAAAGACAAUGUGUUUAUCUACAUAAAUCAAGGCGUUCCCCCUUUCUUUCCUUCAUGAACAUGUUGGUGUGAGCAUGGGUAUGGUUCGCUCAUCCGGAUUAAUGGACUGGGAUACUCGGGGAUCUUGUUUUCUGGCGUUCUCUACAUACCUAUAUACCAUUUCCAUAUUAUAUGUGAAUUUUGGGGGCAACUGAUAUAAAUUUCAUCAAUCUGCAACACCGUAAUUGAUGAGCCGCUCU